This is a messenger RNA of Suillus subalutaceus, 1284 nucleotides long. RefSeq lists its product as uncharacterized. The coding region runs from base 1 to 1284 and encodes 427 amino acids. NCBI's taxonomy places the organism in Eukaryota, Fungi, Basidiomycota, Agaricomycetes, Boletales, Suillaceae. The record is from RefSeq and is a predicted model, not a curated record. The transcript has 10 exons.
AUGGUCGAGCCAGAUUUCCCAGAAAAAAUCGCGUUCUUGAGAUAUACAAGGUGUAGGAAUCGAUUGGUGAUGAUCCUGGACCACCUGGAGAUCAAUAUUGGUGACAUAUGGUGGUGGACCCAAAAAAGUCGAAUAUUGGAGAUAUGUGUCAUCGAAAUUGUCAACAACAUCGAGAUCCUCUUGGGUGCCUUGAAGAACAGAAUCCACAAUUAUCUCAGGUCCCGAAACCUCUUGAGCAUCCUGAAGUGCCAAUUGGGUAUUAACCUCCACUUCCACGCCAGACGGAGCCGCCUGAACCUGCAUGACCACCAAAAUUUAGUGAGAGCACAGAAACUGAAGGGCAAAUUUGAGAAUCUACCUCGAUAUUCGAGGGAGCAGGGUUAUGGCUACGGGAAUCCUUCAAGCGCUUGUUGCAAUCUUAGUCGUAUUCCAGGAUACUCAUUACACAUUAUUUGGAGUGGAGUGGACAAAACGAUCCUCGAAAACCACAUUUGUGGGUUUGUUGAGUUGAAUCCCUCGACAAUUUUGCCUUUGGUCGUUGUGAACACCUCUUAUGUACAUUUGCUUAAUGGCAAGGCAGUAAACACAAACUUCGCAUAUCCCCUGAUUCGCAAGUCGCUUGCCGAUGUCCAUGCGGAGUCAUGUGAGAAGCCUGAACGUGAUUAUGUAGAGUUUGCUAAGGAGUUCCGACUAACCCGGCCGCUCGAUCAAGGUGCCAAAGAAUGGGAGAUAGAGCAUAUUCUAGACCGCCGACAAUGUGGACGCGGAUGGCAGUAUCUCGUUCGAUGGCGCGGGUGCCGACCAGAAGCAGACGUCUGGCUGGCCGCCAGCGAAGUGCAAAACUCAGACGCGCUAGAUGAAUUCAACAAGACGCUUGGUUCGGACUCCGAGGAUGCUUACUACAUCAACAGUCACUGUUUCCCGCCGCCAGCACGGCGGGCUUCCAAAUCACAACCUUACACCCCACGUGCCAAGCGCAUCCUGCAGGAGGUAGCAAGAAGAACGUUGGUUAGGCUUCCUGAAGCCCAUUUUGGGUCUCAAAUUGCCCUGCGCUUGGCCUCAACCUGUCCUGAACCUCUACAGGGCGGCAUUGAGGGAACAUAUAUCUCUAAUACAGAAGAUGACUGUAUGACGUACGGCCGGCCCAUGUUCGAUGAGAAGUGUCAAACUGUCCGAUACACCUCCUUACACGAUCGAUGCGAUGAAAUCGCCCUAAUUUGGCCCGCCGAGAACGUCAAAACACGAACCGCGUCGGAAUAUUCGCCGUCGCGCAAGUUCCAUUGA